UAAAUUAUUCUAGGAUAUCCUAGAAUACCUAAUUAUUCUGUAAUGUGCAUCCCUAGUUCGAUGGUAAGGUGAAGUCCAGAUAAAGACAGAUGGUCAUGUUUAAAAUUUUUAAAAUAAUUGGCAGGCAGUUCGAUGGUAAGGUGAAGUCCAGAUAAAGACAGAUGGUCAUGUUUAUAAUUUUUAAAAUAAUUGGCAGGCAGUUCGAUGGUAAGGUGAAGUCAGAUAAAGACAGAUGGUCAUGUUAAAAUUUCAAAAUAAUUGGCAAAACUCCAGAAUACAAGAGGAACUGUAAUUGGGAGAAAGGGAUCAAAGUGGGUAGUAAAGUGGGAUAUUGAUGGCACAGUAACGUUUUUCAACGUUUUUUUAAAGUUAAAAUUUAGUUGUUGACUACCUCACUGAUCAUUUAUUUGCGAAGCGUUUUGCACCCCUUUUGUCUGACGUCAUUUACAUUUAACGGUUGACUGCACAAUUGUUGCACCACUUCACGGCGUUCGCGCAACGUCUGUUUUGAAGUUUUUUACCGCAGUUUUGGUUUAAUGAAAGAUAGCAUUAUGAAGCGUGGAAGAAAGUUAUCAAGCGAUGUUUGGGAGCAUUUUUCACCACCAAAUGUUGAAAAUAAAGUUAAAUGCAAUUAUUGCCAUGCAACCCUGAGUUACUGUCAAAGUACAGGUAGUCUCAUGAAGCACUUAAAACAGAAACAUCCGUUUACAAGCUUGACCCGAUCAGAGGAAGGGGACAGCCCAAGCCCAUCAACAUCACAAUUAUCUGUCGGAGAAACAUCAAGUAGUUCUGCUGGAUCACCAGCUGUUCGGCAAAGGCGGCUGGAUACUUAUGUGCACAGGCCACUUACCCCACAACAAGCUGAGUGAAUAACAAAUUGUAUAUUUACUGUCAUAGUUGGUGACUUAAGACCUAUUAAUCUUGUUGAAGGUGAAAACUUCCAAGCCCUAAUUAAACAUUUAGCUCCUGGAUACAAUAUUCCCAGCAGAAUGACUUUUAUGAGAAAGCUUAAACAAUCUUUGGAAAUUUGCAAAGCCAAAAUCCGUGAUGAAUUAUCUAAUGCAAAUAGUAUUGCUUUAACCACAGAUCUAUGGUCAAGCAUAAGGAUGCAAUCAUUUAUUGGUGUAACAGCUCAUGUCAUUAGCAAAGAUUCAGCUGAAUUGCGUAAUUUUGUUCUGGCUACCAAGGAGG
Molecule: messenger RNA, 1191 nt
Organism: Ciona intestinalis (vase tunicate)
Lineage: Eukaryota; Metazoa; Chordata; Ascidiacea; Phlebobranchia; Cionidae
Source: RefSeq, a predicted model, not a curated record